Closterium sp. Yama58-4 is the source of this 2793-nucleotide messenger RNA. Lineage: Eukaryota; Viridiplantae; Streptophyta; Zygnematophyceae; Desmidiales; Closteriaceae. The record is from the annotation of a GenBank genome assembly.
AUGGCUCACGUGCAGAACCCGUUCGACCUUCUGACGGGUGGAGGCGGCGCAGUCGGUGCUUCUGACGGAGGAUCCAAGAACCGCCGAAACCGGAAGAAGAAGCAGCAGCAAUCUCAGGGAGACGACCAGCAGCAACAGGCCAAGCAGCAGCAGCCGCCGCAGCAGCAGCAAAAGCAGGAGUCGGAGGUGGUUCAGCCUGCACCGACCGAACCUCAACCUCCAGCAGCCGCUCCCGCUGCUUCGAUCGGCCACCAGGCAGACGCAGCUUCCCCCGCAGCUGCCUCUGCACCUUCCGCCGCACCUUCCGCUGCGAAGAAGAAGAAGGGGAAAGGCGCAAAGGCGAGGCAGCCUCGAUGGGGGGACGAGGAGGAAGAGCCAGCCAAUGGCGCAGUCGCUGCUCCUGAGAUCUCGUCAAAACCGGCAGAAAAUGCCGCCGCGCCGGCAGUUUCGCCGUCAUCUCCGCCAGCGGCCGGCACGGAAAUUCCGCUAAUCAAGGAUCCCAAGGCGUAUGAGACGGGGGGGCUGAUGCCGGCGGAAUGGGGGGCGGAAGCCGCGCGGGAAGAAGCGUGGCAGCAAGGGGGGAAGACCAAAGGCGGAAAGCAGGCCAAAUCCGCGGGCGCCGCCACCGGCGCUACUCCGACUGCGCGUGGUGGGAACGCCGCCGCUGCUGCUGCGCCUGCGUCGGGCCCGGGGGGAGCGAUCAGCGCGGAAGCCGCGGCGUUGGAGGCGGCGGCGGAGGCGUGCGGAAGGGAUGCGGAGGCGCGGGUGAGGCAGUGGCACGACUGGACUGUGCGCGCGCAACAACUGCCCGCGCCUGGCACUGCGACAGCUUGGAAGGAGAUUUUCUUGAGGAGUCGCGCGUUGGAGAAGACGGUAGAAAGCUGCAUCACACUGCCUCUGUACCCCCACCACCUGCCGCACCUCCAGGCGCUGCUCUCCGUCUCCCUUGGCCAUCAGGAGGCGGCUCAGGUGAUUUCUCAGGUGGCAUCGGACCUCUCUCAGGUGCUAUCCGAGGAAGGCUCCACCCUGGGCCUCACAGCUGGAUCUGCAGGCAAGGGAGCAGCGGGGGGGGAUGUGCGUGGCGCAGCUGCUAAGGCACUGGCUGCUGCUGUGACUGCAGUGAAGGAUGUGCUCUCUCAAGUCCGUUACUCCACCAAUCUAAUCCAUUACACUUCCAUCCACCCCUCCCCCCAUCCCCAUGCACAGUUGGGCGGGUCAGGGUGGGCAGUGGAGCGCAUUGCUGCACAGCUUGGUGACGCUGGCGUGUCUUCGAAGCUGCAGGAGAUGCAGGCCAAAGGGAAGGCAGGGAAGCUGGUUACCACAGCGGUUGCAGGGGGUGCAGCAGGCGGGAAAGGUGCCGCUGUUGCUGCUGCGGCUGGUGGUGGUGGCGCGGGAGGGGGAGCAGCAGAGGGGGAGGGUGUGUGGGAGACGCAAGGGGGAGGAGGCAAGGGAGGCAAGAAGGGCGGGAAAAAGGGGGUGGAGACAAGGGCAACAGCAGCAGCAGCAGCAGCAGGGGCAGCAGCAGCAGCUGGGGCAGCAGCAGGGGCGGCUGCAGUGGAGGAGGCAAGGAGGAAGUUAGAAGCAGCAGCAGCAGAGAGUACCAAGCUGAGGGGCCAGGUGGAGGCUGCAGAGGCGGAGGCAUCUAGGCUGCGGUCGCUGUGGCUGGACGCAGAGGCGAGGCGGAAGCAGCUUGAAGAGGUGUUAGCUGCUGCCUCUGCUGCUGCUAGCAGCGGUGGUGGAAAGCCUGCAGGUGUUGUGGAUGCAGAGGCGCGGAGGAAGGAGCUGGGGGAGGUGUUGACUGCUGCCUGUGCAGCUGUAAAGCGUCUCAAAGUGCUUCCCUUCCCACCCGCCAUCAACCCUCUCCCCUCCCAACCCGGGAUUCGCAAAACACUCUUCUGCCUUCUCCUCUCCCCCUUCCCCGCCCGCCUCCUCUCCCCCUCCUCCCGCUCCUCCUCUCUCCCUCCUCCCGCUCCUCCUCUCCCCCUCCUCCCGCUCCUCCUCUCCCCCUCCUCCCGCUCCUCCUCUCCCCCUCCUCCCGCUCCUCCUCUCCCCCUCCUCCCGCUCCUCCUCUCCCCCUCCUCCCGCUCCUCCUCUCCCCCUCCUCCCGCUCCUCCUCUCUCCCUCCUCCCGCUCCUCCUCUCUCCCCCUCCUCCCUCUCCUCCUCUCCCCCUCCUCCCGCUCCUCCUCUCCCCCUCCUCCCGCUCCUCCUCUCCCCCUCCUCCCGCUCCUCCUCUCCCCCUCCUCCCGCUCCUCCUCUCCCUCUCCUCCCGCUCCUCCUCUCCCCCCCCUCCCGCUCCUCCUCUCCCCCUCCUCCCACUCCUCCUCUCCCCCCCCUCCCGCUCCUCCUCCCCCCCCUCCCGCUCCUCCUCUCCCCCCCCUCCCGCUCCUCCUCUCCCCCCCCUCCCGCUCCUCCUCUCCCCCCCCUCCCGCUCCUCCUCUCCCAUCCUCCCCCGCGCCUACACAUUCGGAGCCCCCGAUCGGGAGGCGGCAGUGAUGGCGGUGGUGGGUCAAGCAGUGGAGAAUCAUCUCAGUGCGCUUUCAGCGCUGCUGCAUGCCAAGCUCGACCAGCUCAAAUCAGCCGGCGAGCGCCUGCAGUUCUCCCAGGAGAAGCUGCAGAAGAUGAAGGCAGAGAAGGACGCUCUGAAGGGCAAGCCACAGCUGCGUUCUGGAUUGGGGUGGAGGAAUGAGGUGCUGCCCUGCUGGGUCGAUGUGGUUUUGUACCACAGCCUGUCACACUGCUGGGUGGCGCAAUGCUACUCGGGUUUAGCGUUCUGGAUUGGGGUGGAGGAAUGA